This is a messenger RNA of Myotis lucifugus (little brown bat), 573 nucleotides long. RefSeq names its product RNA-binding protein Nova-2. The annotation marks the transcript as partial. The transcript is spliced from 3 exons. The record is from RefSeq and is a predicted model, not a curated record. Gene Ontology annotation, cellular component: cytoplasm; nucleus. Lineage: Eukaryota; Metazoa; Chordata; Mammalia; Chiroptera; Vespertilionidae. Gene Ontology annotation, molecular function: mRNA binding. Gene Ontology annotation, biological process: regulation of alternative mRNA splicing, via spliceosome; mRNA splicing, via spliceosome.
AUGGCCCGGGAGCCCAUGCCAGCUCGCACGGGCUUCCCAUGUGACCCCACAUUCUCAGGAACCACAGAGCGAGUAUGCCUGGUGCAGGGCACAGCAGAGGCCUUGAACGCCGUGCACAGCUUUAUUGCCGAGAAGGUCCGAGAAAUCCCACAGGCGAUGACCAAGCCUGAGGUGGUCAACAUCCUUCAACCCCAAACCACAAUGAACCCCGACAGAGCCAAGCAGGCCAAGCUGAUCGUCCCCAACAGCACGGCGGGCCUGAUCAUCGGCAAGGGAGGCGCCACGGUGAAAGCCGUGAUGGAACAGUCGGGGGCCUGGGUGCAGCUGUCCCAGAAGCCAGAGGGCAUCAACCUGCAGGAGCGCGUGGUGACGGUCAGCGGCGAGCCCGAGCAGGUGCACAAGGCCGUGAGCGCCAUCGUGCAGAAGGUACAGGAAGACCCCCAGAGCAGCAGCUGCCUCAACAUCAGCUACGCCAACGUGGCUGGCCCCGUGGCCAACUCCAACCCCACCGGCUCACCGUACGCCAGCCCCGCCGACGUGCUGACCGCGGCGGCCGCUGCCUCGGCCGCUGCU